This is a messenger RNA of Sporothrix brasiliensis 5110, 2820 nucleotides long. RefSeq lists its product as uncharacterized. NCBI's taxonomy places the organism in Eukaryota, Fungi, Ascomycota, Sordariomycetes, Ophiostomatales, Ophiostomataceae. The record is from RefSeq and is a predicted model, not a curated record. The coding region runs from base 1 to 2820 and encodes 939 amino acids. The transcript is spliced from 5 exons.
AUGCCGACUCCAUCCCACAGAGGCUCUGCGAGCCGUGACGGUAGCGGCCGUACGUCUCGUGCAUCCGGAAUGAUGAUGAGCCUGCUCGGCAUGCGGAACCGGCGUGAACGGUCAAACUCAGACUCGUCGUCGACACCUCACGUACCUGUGGUCGAUGACGUCUUUCUCAAACCCUCCGUACCCAGCUAUAUUCGCAACAACACGGGUUGGGAGAACAUGCCCGCUCCACCAUGCGACACCCAGAUCUACCUUCUCCAACCCCAACAGUCUCUUUCCACAACUCCGCCCGUCGACAGCAAGGAGAACAACCCAACUUUCAUGGGCCAGGCACACGUAUCGACGCCGCCCAUCCCUUCUCAGGCCCAGUUUGUGCCGUCAUACUACACAUACACGCUCCCGAAUAUAUAUCAGUGGCCACACGCGGGUGUUUCGAGUCCGAUGAUGCCAAUGAGCAUGCCUGUGCAUAGCGUUGUUCCGCCCAGCGGCAGCACGGCCGCCUCACAAAGCUUCACAUCGCAGACCUCUAAGCGCAGUGGGCGUACCAAACGACGGCCUCGCAGCCCUUUGCACAGCCGCCGCCAAUCUCGGGACCGGUCGUAUGACUCCUCUCAGACUGAGACCCGGUAUCGGUCUCGCCGCUCGAGCACGCCAAGCCGGUCUCAUUGCCGCCGGUCGUCUCUCAAGCGCAGCCAACGGUACCGCCGUACGUCGUCUCGACACAAGAAGGUACUGGCGCACCACUUUUGCACCGGCUGUGGCAGGAUUCGGUCUCGCAAGUUCCACGAUUCGAAUCCUUUCCGUCCUGGCAAAAAGACGCUUAUCAACUACUGUCUCAAAUGUCGUGAAGUGUUAGACUUGUGCAACGACGACCGCAUUGUGUCUGCGGGCGAGACUGAGCCUCUUGUUCGCGUCAAGGUACAGCGACAUACCAUUCCAGUGUUUACAACUAGUUUACGUCCCAUGAUGGAGGAGGCCAUUCAGUCUUUGCCGAAGCCUUACGCCGCGCACAUUGCAAAUUCAAGCUCUUCACCCAAGGAGUCCCGUCAUGAACAUAGCCAUACCCAGGAACCAAGGACUGAGCCAGUUUCGGUGAAAACGGCCCCAUCAAAGGAGUCAACUAAAGUGCCCACCAAGCAGCCUCUCAAGACUGCAUCCAACAGCAGUUUGAAAAAGACAAGGGGCUAUCAUCCGCCGACAGUAGAGUCGGUUCUUGACUCUGAUGACGAAGAACCGUCCAGCUACUAUCAGUGCAGCGCAGCCCGACCACGGUACAGCAAAAGCGAGCACGAAUAUUUGAGAGCGGACGACUGCCAAACGGUUAAGAGUAGCCCGUCAGUUCCUCCUCCUCGCAGCGAAGUGCUGGAAACUACUCCUCGAGGCAGUGAUCGAUUGGCAGGCGAUGGCAACCCUUCUCAGCAUCACGUCCGCUUUGAGACGCUGUCGAGAAGCGAGACAGAAACCAAAGACCUGUUCACCGGCUCUCGUAUCACGGACAACAAGACCAAUUUCUUCGCAUCGUUCCCGCCAGCCUGUCGCCCAGCUGUGAUCGCCUCACCUCCCAUCAAGUCGGUUCGUCGCUGUGCUUCCGACCAUGUCAAUUUCGAGCAGUACAGAAAGCGUCGUACAAUGGCCAUGGAGAACCAGGAGCCACACCUUAUGUGCACACCUCAUAGUCAUCGAUGCUAUGACCAUAUUGACUCGGAAGCCGACCGCAGCGUGUUCUACUGCCAGACAAUGCCCAGCGCCUUGACUGGACGCAAGACGAGGGAUGCGUUUUCGUCGCCGCUGAAGCCGGCCUCUCAUGACAUGUAUGGCGCAACGCCGUACAGCCCGCUGAUGCCAAUCCCGGGAAGCACACGCGUGCCUCGCACAUUCAGCGUGCAUACGGUCAGUCCGUCUAUGGCGUCCGAAGAGCUCUAUCAACCGCAAACUAGCCAGCCUCAGCGCUCCAUCCCCAAGUCGCCUGCUCCGUUUGAGGAUGAUGCCCCCUAUGGGUCCUGCUCAAAUGCUGGCCAAGAUGGCUGGAGCACUGGCUAUGUUGGUGCAGAGCCGUCUGCGGGCAAUUGGAACCUCAAGAACGCUCACCGUGCCAUGUCUGAUGCCACUGAAGAGCUCCCGUCACCUCGCUCCAGCACACUUGGCGUGAACUAUGAUGAUCAGAACGGGGACCCAAUCAGCCAGCUCGGUGAAGGCAUCCCGCCGUACAAUUUCGACCUCUUCUCAGAGGUUGGCUCUCGCCGCUCCUUCCAGGGAAAUGACGAUGGGUGUGAGACAGAGACCGCCAACCCCUUUAGCGACGAAGCUGAGGAGGAUGACCAGUUCGACGACACGUGCGCUGCAGAAUUUCACUACAACAGCUUCGAAAACGAUCCAAUUGUUCCAGAUUACAAUUUCGACUUGUUUUCGGACGUGACGAACUGUUGGUCGCCGCCAAACGCCGGAUACGGAGAGGCCAACGAAUCCAGACAUGAUCGUGGCUGGGGGUCCAAGACCGGCGAUUUCUGUGAGAAAGAGAACGAAACCGCCCCGAAUAUCAACCAGGAAAUAGCACUUGUCGGCCGCAGUCGGCCGCUGCGUCGCGCCCGCAAGCCGUCAACGUUUGAGGUCGAGGAGUACACGGGAACCGACGACGAUGCAGCCAGUGUGGCCAGCAGCAGCCUUGGGAAGCCUGGAACGCGGUCGUUUGUCAGCACAACGCAGCGGCUGGUCGAUUGUGAGGUGAUUUCGAACCCCGAUGACUCGCACGGCGCGGAGGCACGCAGAACACGGCCUCCUCUUCGAUGCCGUGCCUCGAUCCGAACGAUUCAGACAGUCUACUGA